AUGGUGUCAAAGGCAGCGUCUGCCGCAAGAGGAGCGCAGCGUGCAGAGCGCAGACCCAGUCCUUGCUGCUCAGACACGGGAGGAAACCAGCCCCCAGUGUUUGAGGCGGUGCGGUUCGAGAGAGCCUGGAGGCUUCUUGUCAAAGUCGCCUUAGCCUUCUUGGGGUUUUCUGCCGACAGUCUGAAUGAAGCGGAAGCACAUGCGGGUGUUCUCGCCGGAGGCACCUCUGGCGCCUCCGCUGUACAGACAGGAGGGUUAUCUGGAAUGGACGCUGAAGCCAAAGAGGCGCAAGCUCUACUGCACUGGAGCGCCUGCAAAGGGCCUUCUUUGUGCAUGCGAAAUUGCGCUUUGCAGGAAGAUGCAUGCGUUGUUGUUGUGGCUUCUAGAGAAGACGUUGCGCGAGCAAGUUUUUUUGUAUGCAACUUAGGGCCUGCUGCCUUGACUCACCUCCGUCUUCUAGCAGAGCCGCAUCUGGCAUGGGCUGCUGACGGAAGUUCACUUGCUGCCUCGCUUGGAGUCGAUCCUCUUAGGUUGGUGACUCCUUGGUGGUUGUUUGCGUGUCUUCGCGACAGGCGUGUGUAUGCUCCAGAUGCGCAUCCGCUUUUUCGCGUGUCUGCUGCUGCUGCUGCGGCUAGCAGUUUCCGCCAGUUUCUUCUCCCGAUGCAGCCUCCGCGUGCAGCCCAGCAGCAGCAGCAGCAGCAGCAGCUUGCAUGCAAGCGCCUCCGCGUGCUGCUGCUGGGCUGUACGCGGAGGUUGCAUCGGGUGCGCAGCGCUAGCAGCAGCCGCUAUGGCUGCAGCGUGUUUGCUGAAGAUUCGGAGGAAGGUGAAGCGACGGGCAGUCCUCUGCAGGCGACUGCUGCUGGGCAGAGUGGAGGUGCUCUUGCACUGCACGACUUAGAGAUCGCUCGUGCAUGCGUGGAAUGUCUGGGGGGCUGCUGCGUGGAUGCGGCUGCAGUGAAUCGGCUUCCGCCCUUCGACUUGUAUGCAUUCCCUGCUGAGCGCAUGCAGCCGCGAGGCCCCUUAGCAGAGGUUUCUGCAGCGACAUUGCGGCAGCAAGUGCUACGAGACACGCAAGUGCUCGUGGCAGAUGCCGCCGUUGCGCGCGACUCAUCUUUGUUGCAGCGCGUUGUGCAGCUCGGCUGUCUGGACGUCACGGUUCUACCGGCGCUUUUGGGAAUUCGUCCAUGGCUUUUGCGUAGCAGCGCGACGCGCGAGCUGGCUGCAGUGCUGUGUGGGGGCAGUGAGCGCGUGCGAAGCAUUGCUGCCGCCCUCGAGAGGGCAGAAGCCACGCGGAAGCAGCCGCUGCAAGAACUGUCUCCUGUGCUUCUUGUGAUGCCUCGCGAAGACAUGGCGAGCCUCAUGGAAUUGGCGAGUAUCGCUGCAGAAGCUGUCGAGGCAGUGGGAAGUGCCUCCGGCGGAAGGCGUGCUGGCAUGCACGGCCCCGCAGUCGCUCAGCAGCAGCAGCAAACGAUACGGUGGCUUCUUUGCGACGCUCAGCAGCGCGUGCUUCAGCGUCUGCCGUCUGCUGCCGCCAAGGAAGCUCGUUCUGCCUGGACAGCUGCCGUUGAAACCUCCUACAGCGCAGCCCCCUCCGAUAGAGCUGCCCUCCUGUCGCAGCGCGACGCAGCGGCAGGCUGCAGGGGAGUGCGGCCUCUGGUCGUGUCUGCCGAGUAUAUCUGCGGCUGCUGGGAAGAGGCUCGACGACUUCCUGCAGAUGCAGCUCACGGCUGCAUGGAGGUGCCCGACUUCUGGAGCGAAUGGCGAGGGGCUGACUCGCAGAGUCAGCCCGAGGAUGCGGCCUUGUUGGCAGCGCUGCAAGAAGACUGUGGGAACACUGUGGUGUAUGGAGAUCUUCCCGUUGCAGGCGAUGUUAAAGAGGCCAGGCUGCGAAGGGCCCUGGCAGCGCUAGAGCAUGCACUGGCUGUCUCCUUGGAUGUUCAGCAGCAUCAGGGGCUAAGAGAGCAAGGCGCGUAA
Molecule: messenger RNA, 1974 nt
Organism: Cyclospora cayetanensis
Lineage: Eukaryota; Apicomplexa; Conoidasida; Eucoccidiorida; Eimeriidae
Exons: 8
Coding region: 1-1974 (657 amino acids)
Source: RefSeq, a predicted model, not a curated record